GGCGACACGAUGCGACUGGCAGCGCUGCUGAUCCCGCUCUGCCUGCUGGCGGCGCUGGCCGCGGCCGGCGACGCGGAGGCCUACAUGGACGACGGAGGUGGUGGCGAACAGGAGGUGCCUCUGGAAAUGGAUGAAUAUUCUAACCUCCUUGCCAACCUACUGAGAAAAUCGGGACAGAAACGUUCUCCGUUUGUGUACGUCUACAGACGCUCCUGCAUUCGACGCGGCAGCUCUUGCGACGCGCGACCUCACGACUGCUGCGGCUACGGCACCUGCCGCUGCAACCUCUGGGGCAGCAACUGCAAGUGCAUGCGCGGCGGUCUGUUCCAGGCGUGGGGCCGAAGGCGGAAGUGAGCCGCUUCCGGCGGCCGCGCCCCGCCCGCAGGCCGGCGCUGAGGGCCCCUC
Molecule: messenger RNA, 405 nt
Organism: Pollicipes pollicipes
Lineage: Eukaryota; Metazoa; Arthropoda; Thecostraca; Pollicipedomorpha; Pollicipedidae
Product: U8-agatoxin-Ao1a
Exons: 3
Coding region: 10-354 (114 amino acids)
Cellular component (GO): extracellular region
Molecular function (GO): ion channel inhibitor activity
Source: RefSeq, a predicted model, not a curated record